Gracilinanus agilis (Agile Gracile Mouse Opossum) is the source of this 822-nucleotide messenger RNA. Its product is annotated as zinc finger protein 239-like. Lineage: Eukaryota; Metazoa; Chordata; Mammalia; Didelphimorphia; Didelphidae. Gene Ontology annotation, molecular function: RNA polymerase II cis-regulatory region sequence-specific DNA binding; DNA-binding transcription factor activity. The annotation marks the transcript as partial. The record is from RefSeq and is a predicted model, not a curated record. Gene Ontology annotation, biological process: regulation of transcription by RNA polymerase II. The transcript has a single exon.
AUGACCUUGGACCGGAGUUUAGACCUCAUUAAACAUCGAAAAAGUAAACGUAUAGAGAUGCUUUCUGUGAAUAAUAAUGUUGGGAGACCUUUCAGUCCAAACUCUGAGCUUCGUUCUCAUCAAAUAAUCCACUCUGGAGAGAAACCUUAUGAAUGUAAACACUGUGGAAAGACUUUUACAAUGAGGGGCAAUCUUAACAGACAUGAGAGAAUCCACACUGGAGAGAAACCUUAUGAAUGUACACACUGUGGACAGGCUUUCACUCGGAAGGGCCAUCUUGCCAGACAUCUAAGAAUCCAUACUGGAGAGAAACCUUAUGAAUGCAAACAGUGUGGAAAGGCUUUUCCACGGAGGAGCCGUCUUGCUGCACAUCACAGAGUCCACACUGGAGAGAAACCUUAUGAAUGUACACAAUGUGGAAAGGCUUUCACAGGGAAGGCCUCUCUUCUAUUACAUUUGAGAAUCCACACUGGAGAGAAACCUUAUGAAUGUACACAGUGUGGAAAGGCUUUCACAGGGAAGGGCUCUCUUCGUUUACAUAUUUUGAGAAUCCAUACUGGAGAGAAACCUUAUGAAUGUACAGAAUGUGGAAAGGCUUUCAUUCAGAGUUCCCAACUUGCUGCACAUCAGGUAAUCCAUACUGGAGAGAAACCUUAUGAAUGUAUACAUUGUGGAAAGUGUUUCACACAGAGGAGUAAUCUUACUGUACAUCAGAGAAUUCACACUGGAGAAAUGCCUUAUGAAUGUAGACAGUGUGGAAAGACUUUUAGAUAUCUGUCUGAUCUUCGUAAACAUCAGAUAAUUCACACUGGAGAGAAACUU